Molecule: messenger RNA, 528 nt
Organism: Penicillium brevicompactum
Lineage: Eukaryota; Fungi; Ascomycota; Eurotiomycetes; Eurotiales; Aspergillaceae
Product: Zinc finger RING-type
Exons: 3
Coding region: 1-528 (175 amino acids)
Biological process (GO): ubiquitin-dependent protein catabolic process
Cellular component (GO): cytoplasm
Molecular function (GO): ubiquitin protein ligase activity
Source: RefSeq, a predicted model, not a curated record
AUGUCGUAUACUUUCAGUGUCCCAGCUGACGGUGAUACCGGUGGCACAGGUGACAGUCCAAACACUGUAUCACGGGUAUCAUCACCGCACUAUUCCUGGGCAAUAUCAUCACGGGUGCAGUCCGGGCUCAUCGCCAUCCAGAGCGAUAUGGCCCUCGCCGGAGUGCCGGGCGAGUCCGGCAAAGCCGGUCCGGAGUUUGAUGCCAAAAAUGAUGACGUGGAGGCCGCCAGAAGAAACGUCGAGAUGACCAUGGGCCCUGUAGAUCGCGAGCACUUCCAGCCCCAGGACGAUGGACAAACCGCGGAGUUAUCGAUGCCCCGCGGAUUCGAAAUGCCAACCCAAGACGAUAACGAGCGUCCCGCACCCACAGCCUUCAGAGCCAAGGCCAAGAUGCCCGAUACAGGUAACUUCUCGUGUCCGAUUUGCACAGAUGAUUUCGUCAACGGCCAAGACCUACGUGUACUGCCCUGUAACCACCAAUUCCACAUGGAAUGCAUUCAUGACCUGUCCGCAGAUAUAUGCAGUUAG